UACGUGACGUCACCGUUGACCGUCACAUCUUUGUCAGUGAACAAAAUGGCGACUUACUGUCUGACUGCGGCCCGGCUUCAGGUGGUGCUGGGUUGUGGCGCAGGGCGACUGCACAUAUCGGCAGCUUUCAGUGCCAAGGCCAAAGUGUCUAUGAGCCGCUUUGAGCCCACUUCAUAUGUCAACUAUGACAAGCUUCAAUCAAACAUUGAGAUUGUGCGAAAAAGACUCAACCGACCGCUCACCCUGUCAGAGAAGAUUGUGUACGGCCACCUCGAUGACCCGCACAAUCAAGAGAUCGAUCGCAGCCGCACCUACCUGCGGCUCCGCCCUGACCGAGUGGCCAUGCAAGACGCCACGGCGCAGAUGGCAAUGCUCCAGUUUAUCAGCAGCGGCCUGCCGAAGGUGGCUGUGCCGUCCACCAUCCACUGCGACCACCUGAUCGAGGCCCAGAUUGGAGGUGCAAAGGAUCUAGCCAGGGCAAAGGAAGUUAAUCAAGAAGUCUACAACUUUCUAUCCAGUGCUGGUGCAAAAUAUGGAGUUGGCUUUUGGAAACCCGGCUCUGGAAUCAUCCAUCAGAUCAUUUUGGAGAACUACGCUUACCCUGGAGUGAUGCUCAUCGGCACAGACUCCCACACUCCCAACGGUGGCGGGCUCGGUGCCGUCUGUAUUGGAGUUGGAGGUGCCGAUGCUGUCGACGUCAUGGCGGGGAUUCCUUGGGAGCUGAAGUGUCCGAAGGUGAUUGGGGUGCGGCUGACGGGCAGCCUGUCCGGCUGGACGUCCCCUAAAGAUGUCAUCUUGAAGGUGGCUGGCAUCCUCACAGUGAAGGGAGGGACUGGAGCCAUCGUCGAGUACCACGGACCAGGAGUCGACUCUAUCUCAUGUACUGGAAUGGCCACCAUUUGCAACAUGGGAGCGGAAAUUGGCGCCACAACCUCAGUGUUUCCCUACAACCAUCGCAUGAGGACCUACCUGGAGAAGACGGGACGUGGAGAGAUCGCUGCCCUGGCUGAAAAGUACUCAGACUUACUGGUACCAGACACAGGCUGCGAGUACGACCAGGUCAUCGAUCUCAAUUUGGAUGAGCUGAAGCCUCACAUUAACGGACCGUUCACCCCUGACCUGGCUCACCCGGUGUCUGAGGUCGGUGCUGUGGCUGAGAAGAACGGCUGGCCGCUGGAGGUUAAAGUUGGUCUGAUUGGCAGCUGCACCAACUCGAGCUACGAGGACAUGGGUCGGGCUGCGUCGGUGGCCAAGCAGGCUUUGGAUAAAGGCCUAAAGUGCAAAUCUCAGUUCACCGUCACUCCCGGCUCGGAACAGAUUCGUGCCACCAUCGAGCGGGACGAAUAUUCAAAGAUUCUUGGCGAUGUUGGAGGUGUGGUCCUGGCCAACGCGUGUGGACCCUGCAUCGGGCAGUGGGACAGGCGUGAUGUGAAAAAGGGGGAGAAGAACACAAUCGUCACGUCCUUCAACAGAAACUUCACUGCCAGGAACGACGCCAACCCUGCCACACACGCGUUUGUUACCUCCCCAGAGAUUGUCACCGCACUGGCUAUUGCCGGCACGCUAAGAUUUAACCCAGAGACCGACUACCUCACUGGCCCCAGCGGUGAAAAGUUUAAACUGCAGCCCCCUAGUGGUGACGAACUGCCUUCUAGAGACUUUGAUCCUGGUCAGGACACCUACCAGCACCCGCCUGAUGAUGGCAGCAGCCUUAAAGUGGACGUCAGCCCUCAGAGCAACCGGCUGCAGCUCCUGGAGCCCUUCGAUAAGUGGAGCGGAAACGAUCUGGAGAACAUGCAGGUCCUCAUUAAGGUGAAAGGCAAAUGCACCACAGACCACAUCAGCGCCGCUGGACCGUGGCUGAAGUUCCGUGGCCACCUGGACAACAUCUCCAACAACAUGCUGAUCGGAGCAGUUAACAGCGAGAAUGAUGAAGUCAACAAGGUCAAGAACCACCUGACGGGGGAGUACGGAGGAGUCCCUGACGUGGCCCGUCACUACAAGGCAAAUAACGUGUCGUGGGUUGUGGUGGGAGACGAUAACUACGGCGAGGGCUCCAGCCGAGAGCACGCAGCCUUAGAGCCCAGGCACCUGGGAGGCAGGGCCAUCAUCGUCAAGAGCUUCGCCAGAAUCCACGAAACUAACUUGAAGAAACAGGGUCUGCUUCCGCUGACCUUCAGCAAUCCAUCAGACUAUGACAAGAUCCGUCCUGACGACAAGAUCUCAAUCAAAGGACUUAAAAACUUCACUCCAGGAAAGCCUCUGACCGCCACGGUGAAGCACGGUGACGGCAGCCAGGAGACCCUGGAAUUGAACCACAGCUUCAACGAAACUCAGAUCCAAUGGUUCCAGGCAGGCUCCGCCCUCAACAGGAUGAAGGAGAUGCAGCACUGAGGAAGUGGGAGGAGAUAAAAGCAGGAUG
Molecule: messenger RNA, 2422 nt
Organism: Thalassophryne amazonica
Lineage: Eukaryota; Metazoa; Chordata; Actinopteri; Batrachoidiformes; Batrachoididae
Gene: aco2
Product: aconitase 2, mitochondrial
Exons: 17
Coding region: 46-2394 (782 amino acids)
Biological process (GO): tricarboxylic acid cycle
Cellular component (GO): cytosol; mitochondrion
Molecular function (GO): 4 iron, 4 sulfur cluster binding; aconitate hydratase activity
Source: RefSeq, a predicted model, not a curated record